This is a messenger RNA of Centrocercus urophasianus (Greater sage-grouse), 2384 nucleotides long. It is a transcript of the gene SRF, whose product is annotated as serum response factor. The annotation marks the transcript as partial. Gene Ontology annotation, molecular function: RNA polymerase II cis-regulatory region sequence-specific DNA binding; DNA-binding transcription factor activity, RNA polymerase II-specific; protein dimerization activity. The record is from RefSeq and is a predicted model, not a curated record. Gene Ontology annotation, biological process: positive regulation of transcription by RNA polymerase II. The transcript has 7 exons. NCBI's taxonomy places the organism in Eukaryota, Metazoa, Chordata, Aves, Galliformes, Phasianidae.
GCGGCGGCCACGGCGGCGUUCGGGAGCGGCGGAGCGGGCGGCGGGGCGGUGAGCGGCGCCAAGCCCGGCAAGAAGACGCGGGGCCGGGUGAAGAUCAAGAUGGAGUUCAUCGACAACAAGCUGCGGCGCUACACCACCUUCAGCAAGAGGAAGACCGGCAUCAUGAAGAAGGCCUACGAGCUGUCGACGCUGACGGGCACCCAGGUGCUGCUGCUGGUGGCCAGCGAGACGGGCCAUGUGUACACCUUCGCCACCCGCAAGCUGCAGCCCAUGAUCACCAGCGAGACGGGCAAGGCGCUCAUCCAGACGUGCCUCAACUCCCCCGACUCGCCGCCGCGGUCAGAUCCCACCACCGACCAGCGCAUGAGCGCCACGGGCUUCGAGGAGACCGACCUCACCUACCAGGUGUCCGAGUCUGACAGCAGCGGGGAGACCAAGGAUGUGCUGAAACCGACCUUCACUGUCACCAACCUGCCAGGGACAACGUCCACCAUCCAGACGGCACCUACCACCUCGUCCUCCAUGCAGGUCAGCAGCGGCCCCUCGUUCCCCAUCACGAAUUACCUGGCGCCAGUGUCUGCCAGCAUCAGCCCCAGUGCCGUCACCAGUGCCAACGGGACAGUGCUGAAGACUACUGGAGCCAGUGCAGUGACAUCCGGGGGCCUCAUGCAGAUACCCACCGGCUUCACCCUCAUGUCAGGUGGCACCAUGGCUCAGCAAGUCCCUGUCCAGGCGAUCCAGGUGCACCAGGCACCGCAGCAAACGUCUCCCUCCAGUGACAGCAGCACUGACCUUACUCAGACCUCUCCCAGUGGAACAGUGACCCUCCCAGCGACCAUCAUGACGUCGUCUGUGCCAACCACCGUGGGUGGCCACAUGAUGUACCCCAGCCCGCACGCGGUGAUGUACGCGCCCACCUCUGGCCUUGCGGAUGGUGGACUUGCAGUCCUCAAUGCUUUCUCGCAGGCACCCUCAGCAAUGCAGGUGUCCCACAGCCAGGUCCAGGAUCAGAGUGGCGUCCCCCAGGUAUUCUUGACAGCCCCAUCAGGCACCGUUCAGAUCCCAGUCUCAGCUGUCCAGCUUCACCAGAUGGCUGUCAUUGGGCAGCAGAGCAGCAGCGGCAGCAGCCUGACGGAGCUGCAGGUGGUCAACUUGGACACCUCGCACAACGCCAAGAGUGACUGAGAGGCCUCUGCUGCUGGCCUUGUGCCGUCCCUGGCUUGUCGUGCUGGGGCUGGCAGCAACUCUCGUACAGACUGCACCAGUUAUUUAUUGUUGCCUUUUCACGUUUCCUUCAUCCACACAUGCACACACACACGCACCCACCCACACACACAGCAUGCAAGGGGCUGCAGGACCCGCCUGGGGAGAAGCUGCGCUGAGGCCGUGCAGGGCUGGGGGCCGUUGGGAUGCUCGUCUCUCGCCAGCCAAAGAAGCUUGUCUCUUGAGGGGAGGGUGUGCUCCGUGCUGUACAUAAAUCCUGGGGGCCUUCCCCAGCUGGAGGCCCUUAGGGGUGCUCACCCUGUCUGUGGGUGUUUGUGUGGGGCUGGGGCCUGGAGCUGUCCUGCGGAGCUGCACAGGCCUCAGCAAUGUGCCUUUGUGGGGGGGAUGGGUCCCGGCUGCGGCAGCUCUCCCUGGCCUCUGCAGGGAGCAAGCGGCCUACUUGGACGUGCAUCUCUGGUUGGGUCUGGUGUAUGGCCCCAGCCUCCUCACGUGCACUACAGCAAGGCCUCCGCCCUCAGUGCCUCCUUGCUGGGCUGCCUGGUGGGUUGGCAGCUGCAGCACACAGCGGGUGCCCAGCAGUUCAGCAAGGCCCUAGGGGAGGGGGGGGGCUUUGCUGCCAGCUCAGUCCCGUGCUCCCAUCUUGGCCCUCAUGCUGCUUGUGGACUCCAUAUGCCCAAGGGGGGACGUGACUGGAUCUUUUCCGCAUCCCUCUGCUGCAGCUCCAGCCACCGCUUUCUAAAUUUUUUGAUGCAAGGUGGAGAAGCAACUCCAGUGCCAAAGGGAAGAGUCCGUGGGGCACUGAGCUGCUGGUGGGCAGCAUGCUCCUCCUGGGAGCACCGGGGCUGGAGGAGCCUCAGCAGGGCCACGGGAGAAGGACUGGAGUGUGCUUGGUCCUGCAUGGGAGCUGCUCCCUGGCCCUGCAGGGAGAGCGAGCAAGGAGCUGCUGCAUCCUUAGGGAGAGGAGCAGCUACUGUAACUUCUUUUUUUAAGUUAAAGACAAAAGAAGCCUUGGGGGGGAAAAAAAAGAAAAAAAAAAAAAAAAAAAAAAAAAAAAAAAGAAAAUGACUUUAUUUUUCUAAGUGUUAAACUCAGUAUUUAUGUAAUACUUUAAGGAAUAAAAGUUUGGCUCCUGUACAGUUUUCAUGGGGUUUGUACCUGGG